Messenger RNA from Hippopotamus amphibius kiboko, 7152 nucleotides. It is a transcript of the gene EHMT1, whose product is annotated as euchromatic histone lysine methyltransferase 1. The transcript is spliced from 28 exons. Lineage: Eukaryota; Metazoa; Chordata; Mammalia; Artiodactyla; Hippopotamidae. Gene Ontology annotation, cellular component: nucleus. The record is from RefSeq and is a predicted model, not a curated record. Gene Ontology annotation, molecular function: zinc ion binding; p53 binding; histone H3K9 methyltransferase activity. The coding region runs from base 1840 to 5829 and encodes 1329 amino acids.
GGUGUGUGUGUAUGGGGGUGUGUGUGUGGUGUGUGUAUGGGGGUGUGUAUAUGUGUGGUGUGUGUGUGUGUUCGUUCCUGUAUGGGGUAUGUGUGUGUGUGUGUGGUGCGUGUGUGUGUUCGUUCUGGUAUGGGGUGUGUGUGUGGUGUGUGUGUUCAUUCCUGUAUGGGGUGUGUGGGGUAUGUGUGUGUGUGUGUGUGUUCGUUCCGGUAUGGAGUGUGUGUGGUAUGUGUAUGGGGGGUGUGUGUGUUCGUUCCUGUAUGGGGUGUGUGUGGGGUUGUGUGUGUGUGUGGUUGUGUGUGUGUGGUGUGUGUAUGGGGGGUGUGUAUAUGUGUGGUGUGUGUGUGUGUUCGUUCCGGUAUGGGGCGUGCCCCCAGGGCUUAGCGCCUCCCUGCCCUGCGCGACACGCCCCUCAGCCCCGCCCCUCCCUGCAGGACACGCCCCUCACCCUCACGCACCCUUGCAGGACAGGCCCCUCCCCGUGGAGCACGACUCUCUCUUCAGUCCCGCCUCUCCCCGCGGGACACGCCCCUCUCCUCGGCCCCGCCCCUCUCGCUCGGGGUGCCCCCUCCUUCGGGGCGCCCGGGGCCGGAAGGUGGGCGGGGGAGCGCUCCCGGCCAGGGACGAGGAGCAGCCCUGGGAACCGCGUGGUGGUGAGCCAGGGCCGGGCUGGCGCUGGGCCUCCGCGUCCUGCUUCAGCUUGUGCCCUUGGAGGCAGACUCGCGCGGCUGCAGCCUCGGCACUGACUGGUGACGGGGGAGAAGACCAGCCCUGCUCCGCUCCCGGCGAUGCGGUUUGGACCUCGUGCGCCGGAGGAAGUGCGGUCGCGGUGAGGGGCGGACUUCCCGCAGCCCCGCAGCCUUGGCCUCGAGACUCAGGUCGUAUCUGGCUCUGAGGGAUGCUGGCUCUCGGUGCUCAUCCCAACGCGAGCACACGAGCCCGCUCCCGAGGUCUGCAAUUGAAAGGACUGUCGUCUAGGGUGCAAGGAGCCCAGGAGCGAAUAAAAAGUCAGGGUUUGGGGGAGCAGCGUCUCCCGAAGCGGCAGUCUGCAGCCGUUCCGGGUGGCCCGUAACCGCCCUGUGGGGCCGGGAUCCUGGCGUGCUUUGGGAAACCCUGGAGGUGGCGUUACGAUAAGGAUUUGGGUUCAGAUUCCAGCAGUGCCAUACGGUGAAGGGGUGACCGUGGCGAGGUGUCUCAGCGCUCAAUCUAUAACAAGCUCAUAGGACUAUGAGACAGGUCGAGCCCCGCCCCCCCACGGUAGAAGUUUCUUCCUUGUACGUGGAACAGGCCAGAGGUGGCAGAGCUCUCAUUCUCAACUGGAGGUUUCCACCCCUGGGUCCAGGGUGGCUGUUCCAGUUUUCACGAGCGCCCAGCUUAUUGGGCUUGAACCUCCAACUUUUGGGGGGACAGGCUGAGAAGUAAGUUGUAUCACUUUUGCACACACCCCACUGGCCACCCUUUACAGUUGGAAACGUGCAGGCCAGCCAUGUACCCUAAAACUGCUAUUUGUGGGACAAGGAGAGGAUGAAUAUCAGAGAAAAGGAAAGCAUGCCACAAGCAGGAUAACCUGUGAAACAUCUACUAGAAGCUGUAGCCUCAUGGUUGAGACUCUGCCUGUUUUAAAUCCCAUCUCUGCCUCCCAACAGUUGUGUGGCCUUGAAGGCACUCCGCUGCUUUGGUUGCUCACUUGCAGAAAGUGGAUAAAAACAACGUCCACCUCCCAGGACUGACCUGAUGGUCACAGAGUCAACAAAUAACACGUGAUGUGCCGAGAAGAGCAUCUAACAUCAGUGGUUGGCGAUAAUACCAGCGUAUGGUGGGUUGGGCUGAUGGUGCAAAAUGGGAGCAUCACCUACUUCUGACUCAUUUAUGCAGGCGGUUCCGGCGAAGGGAGAGACCAAGCAGGACUGCAGCCUGGGAGCCGAGCUGCCGAGCAAAGGGUCACCUAUGGCUGCCGAUGAAGGCUCCGCAGAGCAGCAGGGAGGGGAGGCCCACACGACUGCAGACGGGGAGACCAACGGGUCCUGCGACAAGAGCGAUGCCAACGGCCACUUGGCCGUGGUGAAGCACACUCAGGAAAGCGUGAGAGUCAGCCCGCAGCAGGAGGGAGCCAGUCCGGUGGCCCGCAUAGCGGAAAAUGGGAUUUCGGACAGAGACACUGAGGUGGGAAAGCCGAACCACAUCCGAGCCGACGGCUUCACUCAGACGCCCGUCGUCGGGAGCAAUGGCUACUUCCUCGGCAAGGCCCCCCUGUCCGAGCCGCCGCUGCGGGUGGCCGGCGCCCUGGCCUCCUCCCUGCCCGGUCAUGCUGCAAAGACUCUCCCUGGCGGGGCUGGCAAAGGGAGGACUCCUGGCGCUUUUCCCCAGCCACCGGCCGCCAUGCCAGCCAAGCCCGGGGAAGGCAGCAAGGACACGGAGGACAAGAAGGCCCCGGCCCCGGGCGCUGACGUCAAGGUCCACAGGGCUCGGAAGACCAUGCCGAAGUCCAUCCCGGGCCUGCACGCGGCCGGUAAGGACCCCAGGGAUGGCCGGGACGCCCGCGACCACGAGGAGCCGGCAGAGGAGAUGAGCAGAAGCGCCUCGGAUUUUGGACGACAGCAGCUUUUACCCCCCUUCCCGCCCCUUCACCCGUCGCUACCUCAAAACCAAUGCUACGUGGCCACCACAAAGGCACAGACAGCUUGCUUGCCUUUUGUUUUAGCAGCUGCAGUAUCUCGGAAGAAAAAACGAAGAAUGGGAACCUAUAGCCUGGUUCCUAAGAAAAAGACCAAAGUGUUAAAACAGAGGACGGUGAUUGAGAUGUUUAAGAGCAUAACUCAUUCCACAGUGGGCUCCAAGGGCGAGAAGGACCUGGGCGACGGCCCCCUCCACGUGAACGGGGAGAGCCUGGACGUGGACUCAGAGGAGGACGACUCGGAGGAGUUGGACGAGGAGGAGGACCAGGGAGCCCAGCCGGCCGCCAUGUUCCCUGCCGAGGACGGCAGGGCCUCCAAGGACAGCACACUGGAGCCUGACCGCGCCCAGAAGAUGGAGGGCGAGUCUGAAGAGGAGCAGGAGUCGGCCGGCACCGGGGAGGAGGAGGAGGACGGAGACGAGUCCGAUCUGAGUUCUGAAUCCAGCAUCAAGAAGAAGUUUCUCAAGAGGAAAGGGAAGCCUGACAGCCCCUGGAUCAAGCCAGCGAGGAAGAGGAGGCGGAGAAGUAAAAAGAAGCCCUGCUCCGUGCUAGGUUCCGAAGCAUACGCGUCGUCUUCAGGAAGCGCAGAGCCCACGGCACCCGGUGACAGCACGGGGUACAUGGAGGUCUCCCUGGACUCCCUGGAUCUCCGCGUCAAGGGCACGCUGGCCUCCGAUGCAGAAGGUGGAACCAAAUGUUUGUUUUGUGGCUGCAGUUCUAAAGCCAAAGCGACAAAGACGAGAACUUUCGGGGGUCGGGGGGGCGGACUGGCCAACGGUCCCGAGGCGGGGGAGACGGACGGCCUCCAGGAGGUGCCCCUCUGCAGCUGCCGGAUGGAGACCCCAAAAAGCCGAGAGAUCACCACUCUGGCCAACAACCAGUGCAUGGCCACGGAGAGCGUGGACCACCAGCUGGGCAGGUGCACGAACAGCGUGGUCAAGCACGAGCUGAUGCGCCCCUCCAGCAAGGCGCCGCUCCUGGUGCUGUGUGAAGACCACCGGGGCCGGAUGGUGAAGCACCAGUGCUGUCCUGGCUGUGGCUACUUCUGCACGGCCGGUAAUUUCAUGGAAUGUCAGCCUGAGAGCAGCAUCUCUCACCGUUUUCACAAAGCCUGUGCCUCUCGAGUCAAUAAUGCCAGCUACUGUCCCCACUGUGGGGAGGAGACCUCCAAGGCCAAAGAGGUGACCAUCGCAAAAGCAGACACGACGUCCACCGUGACGCUGGUGCCCGGGCAGGAGAAGAGCCCCAUGGUGGAGGGCAGGGCCGACACCACCACGGGCAGCGCUGCUGGACCCCCGCUUUCAGAGGACGACAAGCCGCAGAGCACAGCCCCCCAGGUGCCCGAGGGCUUUGACCCCACGGGGCCAGCCGGGCUGGGGAAGCCGGCGCCCGGCCUCUCUCAGGGGCCUGGGAAGGAGACGCUGGAGAGCGCGCUCAUCGCCCUGGACUCGGAGAAACCCAAGAAGCUCCGCUUCCACCCGAAGCAGCUGUACUUCUCGGCCCGGCAAGGGGAGCUGCAGAAGGUGCUGCUCAUGCUGGUUGACGGGAUCGACCCCAACUUCAAGAUGGAGCACCAGAACAGGCGCUCGCCCCUGCACGCCGCGGCAGAGGCCGGCCACGUGGACGUCUGCCACAUGCUGAUUCAGGCGGGCGCGAACAUCGACACCUGCUCGGAGGACCAGAGGACCCCGCUGAUGGAGGCAGCAGAAAACAACCACUUAGACGCGGUGAAGUACCUCAUCAAGGCUGGGGCUCUCGUGGAUCCGAAGGAUGCAGAGGGCUCCACCUGUUUGCACCUGGCUGCCAAGAAAGGCCACUACGACGUGGUUCAGUACCUGCUCGCGAAUGGACAGAUGGACGUCAACUGUCAGGAUGAUGGCGGCUGGACGCCCAUGAUUUGGGCCACUGAGUAUAAACACGUGGACCUGGUGAAGCUACUGCUGUCCAAGGGGUCCGACAUCAACAUCCGGGACAACGAGGAGAAUAUCUGCCUGCACUGGGCGGCCUUCUCGGGCUGCGUGGACAUUGCUGAGAUCCUGCUGGCUGCCAGGUGCGACCUCCACGCCGUGAACAUUCACGGAGACUCACCCCUGCACAUCGCUGCCAGGGAGGACCGCUAUGCCUGCGUUGUCCUCUUCCUGUCCCGGGACUCCGACGUCACCCUCAAGAACAAGGAGGGCGAGACACCCCUGCAGUGCGCCAGCCUCAACUCGCAGGUGUGGAGCGCCCUGCAGAUGAGCCAGGCGCUGCGCGACGCGGCCCCCGACAGGCCUGCCCCCGUGGAGAAGACGGUGAGCAGGGACAUCGCUCGGGGCCACGAGCGCAUCCCCAUCCCGUGUGUCAACGGCGUGGACAGCGAGCCGUGUCCCAGCAACUACAAGUACGUGUCUCAGAACUGCGUGACGUCCCCCAUGAAUAUCGACAGGAACAUCACCCACCUGCAGUACUGCGUGUGCAUCGACGACUGCUCUUCCAGCAACUGCAUGUGCGGCCAGCUGAGCAUGCGCUGCUGGUACGGCAAGGACGGCCGGCUCCUGCCCGAGUUCAACAUGGCCGAGCCUCCCCUGCUCUUCGAGUGCAACCACGCCUGCUCCUGCUGGAGGACCUGCCGGAACCGCGUCGUGCAGAACGGCCUCAGGACGAGGCUGCAGCUCUACCGGACACAGAACAUGGGCUGGGGCGUGCGGUCCCUGCAGGACAUCCCGCUGGGCACCUUCGUUUGCGAGUACGUUGGGGAGCUCAUCUCUGACUCGGAGGCUGACGUGCGGGAAGAAGAUUCUUACCUCUUUGAUCUUGACAACAAGGACGGAGAGCUGUACUGCAUCGAUGCGCGUUUCUACGGCAACGUCAGCCGCUUCAUCAACCACCACUGCGAGCCCAACCUGGUGCCUGUGCGCGUCUUCAUGUCCCAUCAGGACCUGCGCUUCCCCCGGAUCGCUUUCUUCAGCACCCGCCUGAUCGAGGCCGGGGAGCAGCUGGGGUUUGACUACGGGGCGCGCUUCUGGGACAUCAAAGGCAAGCUGUUCGGCUGCCGGUGCGGCUCCCCCAAGUGCCGGCACUCCAGCGCAGCCCUGGCCCAGCGGCAGGCCGGCACCCAGGCUGCCCAGGAGGACGGGCUGCCCGACACCAGCUCCUCCCCCGCUGAUCCGCUAUGAGAGCCGCGGCCCUGGCACCGGGCGAUGCCGUUCACGCUGCGGUUCCGGGAGAGCAGGAGAAGCGCACGACGACGUCCGAGGCCCCGGCGGGGGGCUGCAGCACCGGCUGCGCGGGGGGUGCCCUGGGCUCCACGCUGGCCUCGCCUGUGAGUUUCUGAUGGUGGUUUUGUCGUUCCCACGUUUCUCGUUUCCCCUCUGCUCUCCAUCGUUCCCGUCCCACCGCUGGGGUUAUGGGCAGCGUCCUGUCGACCCAGACUCCUCCGUGUGGCCCCGCGGAAGCCACCGUCACCUGCCCGUGGCCCGGGUGGCUGGUGCCGGCUCCUGGGGCGGUGCAGACCCUGUCCCCACAGCACCUGAGAGGUCAGGGUCGAGCCGCCGCUGACUUUGGAGAAAACGUGGGUUUGCUUUUUAAAGAAAUCCUAUAUCUAGUCCUUAUAUCAGACCUCUAAUGCGUUUCUUUUGGAGGACGCAGUUCGGGGAUGCAGGAGGGCAGCGGCCCACAGGGGACCCGCAGCUGCCCCGCCCGUGCCCUGAGCCUGGCACCUUCUGUUGAUUCUAAGCCACGUGCUAUGGUGAAUGAACUGAGUUAUUUUCUACCAUUAUUGGACAUUAGGACAAACAAAAAAUAAAAAACACAAAACACAGACAACGGUGCUGAUUCUGGUGUGGUUUCUACUCACCAUGUGAAAAUAAACUAUCAACUGUAUAAAGAGAACAAAGUGAUUUUAGAAUGAAAUGCAGGAAAAAAAACUUUUUUUAAGAUGUUAGUCUUGUAGUGUGAAUAAAUUUGCCAUCACCUUUUGUGUGGUGGCCUGCCAGGUCAUAUACUUUUUUUUGGCAUAUACUUUUUUAAAUACUGUAAUUAGUGCAGUAACAGUGGGUUUUUUUGUGCGACUCUUCUAAAACAUUCAUAAUGCAGUCACGUUUAUUUUUUCUGUUAAAAUGUUUUUGACAGUUCUAAGAGCAGUCUUUUGGCUCAGACCAUUUCUUGUUCUGUUUUCAAUGAAAUCAAUAAAAAAAAAAGAAGUACUUUAAAUAAGGUUUUAUCAUGGUAUCAUGUUUCCACUGGUUUCUGCGGAACACGCAUGUUUCCUGCGGGGUGCGGCGCUUGUGGGCCCCUGCGCGGCCCCGGGGACCAGUGGGCAGGCCCAGCCCUGUGCCGGGUCUGAGCAGGUGGACUUGACACCCCCCACUCACCCCUGUGGGGAGGACACGGCCCGCCCCUCCCCAGGCAGCCCGUGCGUGCGUGCGUGCGUGCGCGUGCCUGUGCGUGGGGGGCACGUCUGUGUGUGCCCAGCGCUCUGGAGGCCGAUGGAGGUCUGG